Penicillium atrosanguineum is the source of this 1296-nucleotide messenger RNA. Its product is annotated as Gfo/Idh/MocA family protein. NCBI's taxonomy places the organism in Eukaryota, Fungi, Ascomycota, Eurotiomycetes, Eurotiales, Aspergillaceae. The record is from RefSeq and is a predicted model, not a curated record. Gene Ontology annotation, cellular component: cytoplasm. Gene Ontology annotation, molecular function: nucleotide binding; oxidoreductase activity. The transcript has a single exon. The coding region runs from base 1 to 1296 and encodes 431 amino acids. Gene Ontology annotation, biological process: NADPH regeneration.
AUGUCUACCCCGGUUCUCCGCAUAGGCAUUCUCGGCGCCACCGACGCUGUCGAAACAACCUAUCUCCCAACACUAAUAAGCCUCAAAUCCCACUUCUCCAUCAUCGCCCUUCAAUCCAGCAACCCCGAGGCCCUCAAAAGCUGUCAAAAGCUCUUUGCCAUCCCCAGCAUUACCACAAGCCCCGAAGAAAUCCUCUCCAACGCCCAAGUAGAUGUCAUCCUCAACCUCUUCCCUUUCGAACACCAUGAAAAAUACACCAUCGCCGCCCUCGAAUCGGGAAAGCAUGUCAUGGUCGAAGUUCCCCUAUCAAUGACAAUCGACUCCCUCCGCCGAAUCCGCGCCGCAACCAAAAAAGGCCUCUUAGCCCGCUCACCCGACGAAACCACCUCCGCCCCUCGCGUCUUCGUCGGAUGCGCCCGCCGCUACGCACCAUGCUUCACAGACAUCUUCAAAAAGGAACUGGCUACCCUCCCCCGGAUUUAUUACGCGCGAUGCCGCAAUAUCUCCGGUCCUCUCCGCGUCCCGAAAGACGGGUACGUUGACAAAGUCAACGAAUUACACGGAUCGAACGACCCCAGCGGCAACGAAGUAAGUGGACGUACAAGCCAAUCGCAAUUCCAGAACCUGCUUGUCGACAUCUUCGGCUCGGAUGGAGACAUCACGCCUGAACGGGUCGCGUUCUGCCAGUUUCUUGGUAGUCUCGGAUGUCAUGAUCUAUCAUUGAUGCGCGAGUCGCUUGGUUUCCCGGACGCCGUUUCCUGUGUAUCGAUUACAGAUCCGUUCUACUCUGCUGUUUUCCAUUACACGGAUGACUCGAGUAGUGAUGGAAAUCCGUUUACGUUGCUCUAUGAGGCUGGGGUUGAUACGCUGCCAAGGUGUGAUGCCCAUCUUACUGUUUAUGGGGCGAGGAAGACGCUUAGUGUGGUUUAUGACUUCCCGCAUCCUGGGGAGGCGGCGGGGGAGGAGAGGUCGGUGAAGGUCAUUGUUGAAGAGGUUGAUUGUGGGGAGGAGAUGGGAAAUGGCAAUGGCAAUGGCAAUGGAAAUGCAACCAAUAGAAACGGAAACGAGACCGCACCUAGUGUCGUUCGUCCCCGCGUCAAGAGAACAGAGUACGUGAGUUCCUGCAACGAAGCAUAUGAUCGUGAAUUGCGCGCCCUGCACUCCUAUCUCACGGGUGGAAACGGCCCAGAGGCGAAGACAACCCCAGAAGACGCCCUGAGUGAUCUCCGUCUGCUGCAUAUGAUCUUCGGACACUAUGACCGGCAGUGUGGAACCAUUCGCACCCCGUUGGGUUAA